Messenger RNA from Cooperia oncophora, 1104 nucleotides. NCBI's taxonomy places the organism in Eukaryota, Metazoa, Nematoda, Chromadorea, Rhabditida, Trichostrongylidae. The record is from the annotation of a GenBank genome assembly.
UUGAGAAAUAUAGAGGUUAUACGUGUGGACAGUACUCUUAAACUUACACUUUUAGGUGACACAGCGGCAGUACAGGAAGCACAGCAACCCGCCGCUGCGGCAGUACAGGAAGCACAGCAACCCGCCGCUGAAGCAUCAGAGGUGGAAAACCAUGAGGCAGCCUACGAUCUGAACGCUUAUCCAGGUUACAUUUGGAAUUAUGAGACGCAGCAAUGGGACGUGGACCCGAAUUACGACCCCAGCCAACACCAAUCAUCAGAGUACGCCUAUCAGUACGACGGAUACAGUACAACUGUCCAAGGCGAUGGCUACACCUAUCCAGAAGGUGGUUAUGAUCAGACCUAUGGCCAGACCUACGCCUACGAUCAGAACGACACCUACACGAGUUCUGCCUACCCAAGUGACCCCAGCGCUUAUGUUCAAGGAGCUAGUGGUUACAGUGGAUACGACCAACAUUAUGCGUAUGACCAGGCAGGUUCCCAUGCAGGAUAUGACCAGGCAGGCUCCCAUACGGGGUAUGACACCACGGCGACCACCUAUGACCAGCAGUACCCAGAUGUUCAAGGGAACGGCUACGCGGAUGGCUCCUACUACCAUGCAGGAUAUAACCAGAACCCUGUAGAGUACAGUGAACCGCCCAUCGGGGAUCAAUCCAACAACGACUAUGACACCAGUGCCACGACGACCGAUGUAAGCACUGGAUACGGCUACGAUCAGCCUGGAUACGACCAACCUGGCUACGAUAAUGCUAACCUGGCAGCGGCUGGUGCAGCUGCGUACGAUUAUAGUAGCACUAGUUACGGUAGCAGUAGCGCAGCAGCAAGUGCAGCUGGAUACGGUUACGGUCAAGUAGAAUACGGUAACACCGCUACGACAGCUGAAAGUCAAGCUCCGGUCGAUUAUUCGUCGUAUUCCCACGAAUACUCGACAGACUAUUCCAACUAUCAGUAUCCCAAAGAGCAACCGGCACAAGACUACUCUGGAAGUUCUCAUCCGCCUGAAGCUGGCACCAGUCACCCCUACCCUACGCAGCCAUUUUAUCAAAGUGUCUCUGAAAAGUCGCACAGUACCGUUCCGUUUUCGCAACCGUUGUUCCAAAGGUGA